This is a messenger RNA of Salarias fasciatus (jewelled blenny), 1166 nucleotides long. RefSeq names its product RWD domain containing 1 (gene rwdd1). Gene Ontology annotation, molecular function: protein binding. NCBI's taxonomy places the organism in Eukaryota, Metazoa, Chordata, Actinopteri, Blenniiformes, Blenniidae. The record is from RefSeq and is a predicted model, not a curated record. The coding region runs from base 289 to 1047 and encodes 252 amino acids. The transcript has 7 exons.
GACCAAACGGUCUGAGCCUGAUGUGAUCGAUCAGCCAUCCAAGACGCGUGGAAGUGAGACUUCAGUCUUCAUUCAGUUGACAUUACGGAUUCUGGAGUUUCCUAUCUGCCAAUGUGUAGUAGUCUGUCUCCAGUCUGCAGGGAUCCGAGUGAAGGCGGCAGCAUUUUAGAGCGCCUCAGAGCAGUUUAGCUCAGUUAUCGAGCCUCCGUUAGCUUAGCCUCCGUUAGCUUGACACUAGCCUCCAUUAGCGUGAGUGAAGCGGGUGAUGAUCCGAGGCGCUGCGGAAACAUGACGGACUACGGAGAAGAGCAGAGGAACGAGCUGGAGGCUCUUCAGUCCAUUUAUCCGGACUCCUUCACAGGUCAGAACCUUCAGAACCACGUGGAGUCCGUGUCAGUGCUGUCAGAGAAUCCGUCCUGCUUCACCAUCACCGUGACGUCUGAUGCUGGUCAAGAUGGAGAGAUCGUGGAGACGACGCUCAGGUUCACCUACACAGAGGAGUAUCCUGACCAGGCUCCGCUGUACGAGAUCCAGUCCCAGGAGAACCUGGAGGACGGGGACAUGCAGGAAGUUCUCACUCUGCUGCAGCAGCAGGCGGAGGAGAACCUGGGCAUGGUGAUGAUCUUCACUCUGGUCACGGCGGUGCAGGAGAAGCUGAACCAGAUGGUGGAUCUGAUGAAGAACAGGAAGGAAGAAGAGAAGCUGCGGAAAGAGAGAGAGGCUGAGGAGGCUGAGAAGGUGCUGUUCCAGGGAACUGUGGUCACCAUUGAGAACUUCCUGUCCUGGAAAGCUGCUUUUGAUUUGGACAUGGCCGAACUGAGGAGGAGGAGACAGAAGGAGGAGGAGCAGGGAGGGAGGUCCAAGCUGACAGGUAAACAGCUGUUUGAACGAGAUCACAACCUGGACACCUCAGAUAUCCAGUUCCUGGAAGAAGCUGGAAACAAUGUGGAGGUGGACGAGUCUCUUUUCCAGGAAAUGGAGGACUUGGACCUGGAUGAGGACGAUCCGGACUUCGAUCCCCUGGAGCUGGGCAGUGAGGAGGACUGAAGCAAAAUCCAGAUCCAUUAGAACCAGAACCACCAGGACAGGGGCUCCUCAGUGAGCCCAGCAGGGGGCAGCAGAGACUCAACAUUCAUCUCCUCAAUAAAGCCGUGGCUCUCUGUGAA